Dimorphilus gyrociliatus is the source of this 921-nucleotide messenger RNA. NCBI's taxonomy places the organism in Eukaryota, Metazoa, Annelida, Polychaeta, Dinophilidae. The record is from the annotation of a GenBank genome assembly.
CCAUUCUUAAUUUAGACAUACCUUAACGUGCAGUCACGUUUUACGUAGAAUUUGCCGGAUUUAUCCCAAAUUUUGAUUAAUUGUGUAAGCAAAGGAACAUCAUAAAUGGCUACUUUAUUUGGUAGACUUGGAAAAGUAGGUGCAGCUCUAGCUGUCGUAGGAAGUGUGGUGAAUCAAGCUCUGUAUAAUGUCGAUGGUGGUCAUAGAGCCGUUAUUUUUGAUCGUUUCAGUGGUGUGAAAGAGGGAGUUAUUGGAGAAGGUACGCAUUUUUUGAUCCCGUGGGUGCAAAAGCCAAUCAUUUUUGAUGUAAGAUCAAGACCAAGAUCAGUUCCAACCAUUACUGGCAGUAAGGAUUUGCAAAACGUAAAUAUCACUUUAAGAGUUUUGUUCCGACCGGUUGCCGAAGCACUGCCUAAAAUUUUCACAAACUUGGGCCAAGAUUACGACGAAAGAGUUUUACCGUCUAUCAUAAAUGAAGUUUUAAAAGCUACCGUUGCUCAGUAUGAUGCCGGAGAGCUCAUUACACAGAGAGAAACCGUGUCAUUAGAUGUAAACAACGAAUUAACCAUAAGAGCAAAACAAUUCGGGCUUAUUCUAGAUGACAUUUCUAUUACCCAUCUAACAUUUGGACGAGAGUUUACCGAAGCCGUUGAAAUGAAACAAGUUGCGCAGCAAGAAGCUGAAAAAGCUAGAUAUAUUGUCGAAAAGGAAGAACAAAAAAAGAAGGCGGCAGUUAUUAGAGCUGAGGGAGACUCAGAAGGUGCUCAGCUUAUUUCAAAGGCUCUUAAUGAUGGUGGAGAAGGUUUAAUAGAACUAAGAAAGAUCGAAGCAGCCGAAGAUAUUGCUUACCAAUUGUCGCAGAGUCCUGGCGUAGCCUAUCUACCCCAAGGACAACAGACUUUGUUGGGUUUGCAACAUUAA